Eufriesea mexicana is the source of this 1610-nucleotide messenger RNA. It is a transcript of the gene La, whose product is annotated as La autoantigen-like. Gene Ontology annotation, cellular component: ribonucleoprotein complex; cytosol; cytoplasmic stress granule. The transcript has 7 exons. Gene Ontology annotation, molecular function: mRNA binding. The coding region runs from base 138 to 1358 and encodes 406 amino acids. Gene Ontology annotation, biological process: tRNA processing; positive regulation of translation. The record is from RefSeq and is a predicted model, not a curated record. NCBI's taxonomy places the organism in Eukaryota, Metazoa, Arthropoda, Insecta, Hymenoptera, Apidae.
CUGAGAAAACAGGACACGUUUGUUGCAUGCUGUUUUGAGUGCAAGUUUAUCAACGAACUAAUUUCUUUUUACAUUUUGUAAAAGAUUUUAAAAGCUUACAUUGUAUUGAAACGUGUGCGGUAUAAGAAACGACAAAAAUGGAAAACGGUCAAGAAGAGACUAAAGUUGAAACUGUAACGAAUGAUGCUGUUGAUGACGAGGUUAAAAACGAGAAGCCGGUUUCUAACGUUGAAGAAAAUGCCACUAAACAAAUAUCUGAGGAACCAUCCAAUGAACUCUUGGAAAGAAUAAAGACUCAGAUCGAGUUUUACUUUGGAGAUGUGAAUAUGCAAAGAGAUAAAUUUCUUAUUGAGCAAACAAAAUUGGAUGAUGGAUGGGUUCCAAUGACUGUUAUGUUAAAUUUUAAGAUGUUAGCUUCAAUGAGUCAAGAUACUGAUGUCAUAUUAAAAGCUAUAGAAUCGAGUGAGCUCAUGGAAAUUUCUGAGGAUAAAAAAAAGAUUCGUCGUUCUCCAAAGCAUCCUUUGCCAGUGUAUAAUGAAGAAUAUAGGAAAGCACAAGAAGCUAGAACAGCAUAUGUAAAGGGAUUUCCUUUACAGGAUACCAAUAUUGAAAAACUUAAAGCAUUUUUCAAUGAUUAUGAACCAUUUGAAAACAUUGUUAUGAGGAAGUAUCAAGAUAAAGAAAAAAAAUUGCAGUUCAAAGGUUCUAUUUUCAUACAAUUCAAAACUUUAGAGAAUGCAAAAGCAUUUAUGGCUAGGGAGUCCAUAAAAUAUGGCGAUACAGAGUUGAUUAGGAAGUGGUCAGCUGAUUAUAGUGUGGACAAGGCAAAGGAAAAGGAAGAUAGACGACAAAAAAGAUCAGAAAUGAAAGCAAAGAAAAGUGAAUCUGGAAAAGAGAAAGAUGAUAAGAGUGGUGAUGAGAAUGAAAGUGAAAAGGAUUCUGUAUUACCAAAGGGUUGUGUAAUUCACUUUUCUGAUAUACCUGACAAAUGUACAAGGGAAGAUAUUAAAGAUCGUUUGGGAGAACUAGAUGCCAGUAUUGCAUUUAUUGACUUCAAAAUAGGUGACAAAGAAGGAUGGGUUCGUCUACAAGGAGAAAAUACUGCGAAAGCUAUAAUUGAUAAAAUGUCAGAAAGCAAAGUAUUACUUCGCAAUAAACUAGUUACUUGUCGCGUUCUUGAGGGCCAAGAAGAAAAGAAUUAUCUCAUUAUGGCCGAAGAACAGAUGGCAAAUAGUAGGACAAAACAUAUUAAAGGGAAGAAAGGCAAGAAAGGUCGUAAUACGCAACGAGGUCAACGGAAAAGGCGUAACAGCGAAACCAAUGAUUCAGUUGCUGCUAAAAAGAUGUCUGUCGAUUAAAUCAAAAAUAUUAUUUAACUUGAAGAAACCAAAAUUGUUCUAUACUUAUUCAACUACACAUGUAUAUUAAUCAUAUUUUUAUUAUACAGAUAUCUAUGUAUAAAAUAUGAAAAAGAUAGCCGUUACACUGCUACGUAUUCGAAGUAAGCGACUACUUUAAACGCAUAUUUUUUGUUAAGCUUAGGCAGUGUGUAUUAUUUAAAAAAGAUAAAAGUACAACACUUUAUAUUUGUAAAUUGUACAUUAUUUCAU